GCUUGUUCUUUGAUCAAUCAUCAAUGGCAACCAAAACUACCGGUAGUUCUUGUUUUUUUUAUCUGAGUCUCUUCUCUUCUCCUUUGACUAUUGACCAACUUAUUGAUGUUGUGGAUCUAUUGGAAAGAUGUGCAUUCCCUCAGACAAGAUGGUAUGAGCUGGGACUUAAACUAGGACUACACAAGAACACACUGGACGUAAUUAAAGGAGACAGUGAUGCAACUUAUGAGUGUUUGACAGAGUGUCUCUCCAAGUGGUUGCGUAGAGCUGAUAAUGUUGACAGUAAAGGAGGAGCUACCUUUGACUCACUGUCAGAUGCUCUUAAAUCUAUGAAUGAGAAUGCUGCAGCUGACAAGUUAGAUCAAGAGAAACGUAAAGCUAAGGCUAUUGAUAUAUUCAACACUCAUCAUCCACUCCUCUCUCAGUCUCUCUCUGAUCCUGUCAGUGUAGCUAUUAUGCUUCAAAGAGAGGGUGUCAUAACAGGACAAGUAUUGGCUAGUGUGGUAUCAGUUAGUCCCUCUGUUCCUAAUCAAUGUGAAGUCCUGUUAGCUGCCAUUAUAGUAGCUAUUCAAAGCAAGUAUAGUUUACUACAAACAUUUGCUAGUGUGUUGUGCAAGUUCACUGGUAAUGUAAAACUAGGAACAGUUAUACAAAGAGACUAUGACCAAUCCUUUAAUGAUGAUAAGAAGCUCAUUAAAGUUGUUAUUCCUGAUGAUGAUAUGAGUACUGAUACAUUAAGCACUGGAGCAACUACACCGUCCCCUAUUCCACCUAAUACAUUCAGCUGUUCAGAUAGCCAUUCCUGAAUGCAUGAGUGAUGAAUUCACUUCAAUACAAACGUCUUAUGGUCGAAUGUUGUACAAUGUUCGUAAAAUAAUGAAGAACAAGCAACCACCAUUAGAUGACAUCAAGGAAUAUCUUUGUUGCUGUCGGAGCAGUCUUGAGCCAAAGCUGUCUUUGUGUUCUAAUAUCACUGAAAUAUUACGAGUAGUAGAGAAAGAGUGUUCAUUAAUCAACAUCAGUCUACUUCAAUCAUUGGUUGAAGAAUUUGAAAUUGAA
Messenger RNA from Amphimedon queenslandica, 1059 nucleotides. RefSeq lists its product as uncharacterized. Gene Ontology annotation, biological process: signal transduction. NCBI's taxonomy places the organism in Eukaryota, Metazoa, Porifera, Demospongiae, Haplosclerida, Niphatidae. The record is from RefSeq and is a predicted model, not a curated record. The coding region runs from base 24 to 806 and encodes 260 amino acids. Gene Ontology annotation, molecular function: protein binding. The transcript has 5 exons.